Messenger RNA from Carassius auratus (goldfish), 3035 nucleotides. RefSeq lists its product as uncharacterized. Bases 168 to 1571 code for a protein of 467 amino acids. The transcript is spliced from 5 exons. Lineage: Eukaryota; Metazoa; Chordata; Actinopteri; Cypriniformes; Cyprinidae. The record is from RefSeq and is a predicted model, not a curated record.
UUUCCGGUUUAGUCGGACUCAGAAGAACUGCCUUGUCCAGCUUUCGCCAGGAGUUUUACUCUCUAAUGUAAUUAAUCUGUAGGUGUUUAAGACCGAAUUGAUUCGUUAAUUAGCCGUGCCUUUGAUGAUAUGCCCAGUAGCUCUGGGUUAGGCUUUAUUUCUAAGUCAUGGACCCUCUGAAGCAGCUUCGGGAGUCUGUGGAUCGGUCCGUGGGCUGCAGGCCGAGUCCUUUAAAGACACACUCCCUGGAGGGGCUGGAUCUGGGGAAGAGACCCGGCUGGUGUGGCAUUACCUCACGGAGCAAGAGCCUUAACAUGUCCGAAUCUCCAUACAUCAGCAAACCCAAUUCACCUGAUCGCCCCGAACCAGGAUCCAGGCAUCAUGGGACAAGGACAGGUGGCACGUCAUCCCACGGGUCCUACUCUGUAGCGCUCCCCCCAAUCAACGGCUUGCCAUCGGUGGCUCACCACAGACCGACGGAUGACAGCGACUACCAUAUGGAAACGGACGAUGUGUUAACCCAAACUAAAAAUCGUCUCAAGAAAGCAGAUUGUGUGCUGGGCGACAGGACGCAUGCAGAAGACAUUUUGACCAGUUGUGGUGAAUCCUACUUGAGUGACACGCUGUCGAAGGACUCCUCGUGUUUACCUCAGGACUACAGCGCGGCUGCGUACACACUACGAUCCUCCAGCUCCGCGUCCAUCGAGACGCUCUCAUCCGAAUGUACCGGCGCUAAAAAAACCUCUCCGCGCUCCGUCGAAUACAUCUCCAGCGCAGAUGACAGCGACGUCAUCGAGGUGCCAGUCAGCAGCUCCAGAUGCAAGACGCCUCCGAGCUGCUGCUUCCGAACACACAGCGUUAUCGUUCAUGAGAGAAGACGAGGAAACUCCUCCGUGAAGCGGGACGCUGCAAUGGACCGCCCUCCCGAACAUGUGAACGAUGUCUGUGCCCUGGAUGAAGCCGGUUUGGAAGCCCGUGAUGGUAAAGCUGGCUCUGAAUCCAAGUCGUUGCUGUCAUGGAUGGAGUCUCCCGUAUCUCCAGAAGACAGCGAUCAAGACACGGAUGCUGCUUCUCCCAGAAACUUCCCAUCUACCUCAGAUGCAGAAAACACAAGGGUCUUCAAGUCUCCACAGAGCAGGGCUUCAUCUUCAGCGUCAAACCGUCAACGGAAAACUCCGGCCUCGAAGAAUAGGAAACGGGCGAAACCCAGACCCAAGAGAGCACCACCUGUUGGCAAAUCAGCAAAGAGACCACGGCGAAAACCUUGCUGCUCUGGACCUUCACCCAUGUUUUCUGCUCAAGAGCCGGAGAUCAAACUCAAAUAUGCAAAGCACAAAGAAGAGAAGAGGGACAGCAGGCCGGACGGCUUCGCCCCGUACGUGCACAUGGAGCUCUCGUCCUGCACGAUCGUCAGUUUCAGGGAAGACGACGUUUAUUCGGCGAAGAAAGGAGCAGGCGGUCCCGGGGGCCGUCCCGAAGACGUCCUGUCUGCAGCUGGGCCGUGUUGGCUCCGACGCCAGGUCACAGGUCAGGCGUUUCUGCUGUCUGUGUGGAAGAGCGGGCAGUGUUGAAGGCCUGGGGGACUUGCAUGGACCGUACUGUGAUUUGGACAGUUUGGAGGACGGUGCGUCCCGCUCCUUCAGACGGCAGAGGAAGGAGAACUGCUCGGGGAGCGUGGAGUGUAGUGAGCACUGGGUACAUGAGGACUGUAGCAUCUGGACUGCAGGCGUCUUUCUGGUUAAAGGGAAACUCUACGGACUGGAGGAAGCCAUCCGGCUCGCACAAGGAACAGUGUGUUCGUACUGUCACAUGGUUGGUGCCACUUUGGGAUGUUUCUUCAAAGAUUGCCCCCAUAAGUACCACUUCCCCUGUGCCCUGCAGUCAGGUAAUGCUCAUCAGUUCUCCGGAGACCAUGCAGACACAAUCCAGAAGUAAUGCAGUGUUCAUCGUACAAAACUACUGGACGGUGCGCUCAACGAGGAGAACUUCACCAUGAGAUGCCCGAAGCACAAGGUGACUCAGAGAGAUGGAUUUAGCUGGAGCUCCUCCGAAACGAUGAGUUUAUGUUCUGAGAAGGACACGAGUUUGCAGUAUAAUAGAGUUUCUCAGCGUUAUUGUCCUCCUCUUGCAUCAUCUCCACUGCUGAUAAUGAUCACUCGUGUUUCAGAAUAAAACAUCCAGAGCGAGCGUUAGCAGGCUGAAGAACAGAUGACAUCUGGGAGGUGCUGAAAUGUCUUUGAAGGUAGACGUUGACAGACGUCGGCUCAUCUGGCGGUGGAGUGGUCCCUGAUGUGUUUACAGCUCUCUCUGUUUGGUUCAGCGCUCCACGUGUUGAGUGUUACACGUCCUCUCAGGCGGUCUGCAGGUCUGUCUCUGGAGCAGUACUCUCACACAGCGCUGGAGCGUUUCCACUGCGUUCCUCUGCGUUCUCAACACUCAACCACUGCAGAUCUCCAUUUCAUCUGGGUUUACUGAAGGCCAAAUAUCUCCUUCUGCUUCAGGAUGAAUCCUGUAAAACCUUUUAAAGUGGCAGUCUAAACAACAGGGGGAUCAAUAAUGAGAGCCUCGCUUCAUUUGAAGUAACAGUACAAGUGUAUUGAGCAGAAGUCAUUAUUUGUGCACUUUAGCAUCUCUUUGUUCAUUAAAUAUGUAACACCAACUGUCCUUUCUAUAACAGCGAUGUCUUUUUAUUACAUAAAGCUGAAUGCUGAAUGAACUAGUCUCCUCCAGUGGUACUGUAUGCACUAUUACCUGAGCAUAUUUAUUUCUAUUUAUGUUUAAUGCAUAGGUGUAUAUUUAUUUGCCAAUGACCAGCCAGAGUGUGUUUUAGCACCCUGUAUACACGCAGUAGAGGCACAUUAUGAUUUGAUGUGGGUAACAGCUACAGGGGGCUUUAAAUAUGAGUCUGGUGUCAGUUUGAAUCUUGUGGCCUGGGAAUCAAGAAAUCACAGCGUCUGUAGGUUUCUCCAUUUCACCUGAUGCCUUGUGAUGUGUGGACUUCUGUUUCAAUAAAUGUUUUUAUUCUACAUUCCUGA